This is a messenger RNA of Equus caballus (horse), 1082 nucleotides long. RefSeq names its product procollagen galactosyltransferase 1-like. Gene Ontology annotation, molecular function: procollagen galactosyltransferase activity. The record is from RefSeq and is a predicted model, not a curated record. NCBI's taxonomy places the organism in Eukaryota, Metazoa, Chordata, Mammalia, Perissodactyla, Equidae.
AUGGCGGCUGCCUGGAUGCAAGCUCGCGGCCUCGACUGCGCCCGCGCUCCGGCGCCGUGGGCCCGGAGGAGACGGCCGCCGGGGCGCGCCCCCGCCCGCGCCGCGGCGAAGGGAGCGCGGGAGCUCUUGCCCCAGACCCUGUCGUCCUCCCGGUCCAGCCACGCCAGCCUCCUCAUUGCUCUCCAAACCCGCCCCACCCACUCCCACCCCAGGGCCAGCGGCUCCCUGGAUCCCUGGCUUUCUGGAUUAGUGUUCUCUGGUGAGCAGGAGGAGGGUGACAGCGCCCCCAUUCUGCACCCCAGCUAUGUGGGCUGGAAGCGCAUGCAAGUGGAGCGCCCCGAGAAGGCCGUGCCCCGAGUGAGGAACCUGGUGGAGGCCGACUACUCCCACUGGACGAUGGCUUACGUGCUCUCCCAGCAAGGUGCCCACAAGCUGCUGGCCGCCCGGCCGCUCGCCAAGAUGCUGCCCGUCGACGAGUUCCUGCCCAUCAUGUUCGACAAGCACCCAGUGUCCGAGUACAAGAGCCACUUCUCCCCCCGCAACCUGCGCGCCUUCUCCGUGGAGCCCCUGCUCGUCUACCCCACACACUACACGGGGGACAAUGGGUAUGUGAGUGACACAGAGACCUCGGUCGUGUGGGACAACGAGCACGUCAAGACCGACUGGGACCGUGCCAAAUCCCAGAAGAUGCGGGAGCAGCAGGCCCUGAGCCGCGAGGCCAAGAACUCAGAUGUGCUGCAGUCGCCGCUGGACAGCGCGGCCCGUGAUGAGCUCUGAGGGGCGGCCGCCCCAGGCCCGGCCUCUGCCUGCUCACCAGGGACAGCGGGGCCCCUGUGGAGCCCUGGCAGGCCACGAGGGCUCUCCAGGCAGGGCGGCGGCCUGCCCGUUUUCGCUCAGCAAUCACGUGCACGCAGGCAGCAUUAAUGGAGUGCCUACUGUAUGCCAGGAACAGGGCUCGGCACCGGGGCAUUGGGUGGGAGCAAUCCAUCGUUCAGCUCUUCGUGCGCUCGAAACUUUUCAAGCAUUUACUGUGUACCGGUUUCCUGUGCUUUGGCAGCAAAUGACGCGUUCUUAUCCCCUCA